Polypterus senegalus (gray bichir) is the source of this 3996-nucleotide messenger RNA. RefSeq names its product gastrula zinc finger protein XlCGF26.1-like. Bases 66 to 1868 code for a protein of 600 amino acids. NCBI's taxonomy places the organism in Eukaryota, Metazoa, Chordata, Cladistia, Polypteriformes, Polypteridae. Gene Ontology annotation, cellular component: nucleus. Gene Ontology annotation, biological process: regulation of transcription by RNA polymerase II. Gene Ontology annotation, molecular function: RNA polymerase II transcription regulatory region sequence-specific DNA binding; DNA-binding transcription factor activity, RNA polymerase II-specific. The transcript is spliced from 2 exons. The record is from RefSeq and is a predicted model, not a curated record.
GUGAGAAGUGAAUCUGAGAAGAGAAGGGCAGGCACUUUAAGAGAGAGAAGAGUUUUCCACAGAGCAUGGCCUCUGCCAAAGAAGAUGGUGUGGAUGAAAGAAAGGUGGACAUUAAAGAAGAGGACUGUGAGUGGCUCACACCAGAGGAUGUGUGUGUGAAGCUUGAGGAUCACGAAGAAAGAAUUUCAGUUUUUAAAGAGGAGGAGGAGGAGGAGGAGUGCAAGAGGGUGAUCGUUACCAUUAAAGCUGAGGAUCUGAAUGAUUUCUCCAUUGGUCUUGAACUUCAAAAGCAUGAAACUGAGGAUAUUUUCAAGCAAGAUGCCUGUGAAGAAUCUCCAUCCAGUUUACAGCCCUGGUCCACUAAUACGGGAUGUCUGGCUACACAGGAGAAUUCUGCAGAGCUGAAAUCAGAGUUAUCAGAGUCUGAAGUGAAAAUCACAGAGGGAAAUGGGAGUGAAGGAGAAGAGUCGCCUGGGAGUGUGGAAAUAAAUUUACAGAAGAAUGGCAGUUUCUCACCACCUUCAUUUGGUCAGCCCUCUCUUCAAUACAAAGAGAAAGCUAUGAAGAAAUCAACAAGAGGAUCAGAGGACCUGACAGCAGCCUUUUUGCAGUGCAGUUCUCUCCCCGCUACUGGAGUAACACAGACAGAAGCCAUCAAAACUAAUCGACAACAAGUGGAGAAAGAAAUCCAACUUCAUACUGGAGCAAAAUGUUUGGAAUGUGGCAAACAAUUCACACACACAAGUGAUCUUAAUAAGCAUAUGAAGAUUCACAAAGGAGAAAAACCUCAUUGUUGUCCAGAAUGUGGUAAGUCGUUCUCAAGGAGAAGCGAUCUUCAGAGCCACAGCACAAUCCACACAGGAGAAAAACCUUAUUGUUGUCCAGAAUGUGGCAAACAAUAUUCUGACAAACGCAGUUUUAAAAGGCACAUACAAAGUCAUACUGGAGAGAAAAAGCAGUAUGUAUGUUCUGAAUGUGGUAGAUGUUAUACAAGCCAGAAAGGUCUUAAUACACAUGCUAAAAUUCAUACUGAAGAAAAAUCUUAUGGCUGUUCUGAAUGUGGGAAACGAUUCUUACAUAUAGGUCCACUUCAGCGCCACAUCAGAACUCAUACUGGAGAGAAACCUUAUUGUUGUACUGAAUGUGGUAAGCAUUUCUCAGAGCAAAGCACCCUAAAGAUUCAUAUCAGACUUCACACUGGAGAAAAACCUUACAAUUGCUUGGAAUGUGGCAAACAAUUUUCACGCCUAAGUUCUCUUUAUAGUCAUAGGAGAAGUCAUACUGGAGAGAAGCCUUACAGUUGCACUGAAUGUGGAAUGCGAUUCUCAUAUAACAGUUCUCUUCACAAACAUAAAAUAAUUCAUUCUGGUAAGAAACGCAGCUGUUCUGAAUGUGGCAAGCUUUUUUCAGAGAGCAGGACUCUUAAAGAUCACAUGAGAAUUCACUCUGGGGAGAAACCCUAUUGCUGUCCCGAGUGUGGCAAACGAUUCUCACGUCAAAGCACGCUUAAGAGCCACAAAAGGAUCCACACUGGAGAGAAGCAGUACAUCUGUUCUGACUGUGGCAAGCUUUUCUCUGAAGGCAUGACUCUUAAAUAUCACAUGAGAAUUCACUCUGGAGAGAAACCCCAUUGCUGUCUAGAAUGUGGCAAACGAUUCUCACAUCCAAAAACACUUAGGUGCCACAGAAGGAUCCACUCUGGAGAGAAGCAGUACACCUGUUCUGAAUGUGGUAAAGGGUACUCUUCAAGAAAAAGUUUUCGAAGACACACGCAAAGUCAUAUUGGAGUAAAGCCUGUCCCAGAAAUGACAAAUGAUCUUUCCAUUGGCUCCUCAACCAAAAAUAUUGAAGACAAAUCAUCUGAAUGAGGUAAAGGACCCCAGUUGAAAGUCGUUAAAAACUACAUCACAAUAGUGGAGAAAAUACUGAAGGUAGAAAACAGAUUUUAGAUGUAAGGUAACCUCAGAGCCACAUAUGCAUUAACACUGGAAUACAACAGAUAUUUCACAAACAAUAGGAAUCUUCUUCAACAACUUAUAGGUGCAAGAAAAAACCUCAUUGUUGUCCUAAAUGUGGUAAACGCUUUUCAGACAGCAGUGGUCUUCAUAUUCAUAAAUGACUGGCUCACUUUUGGUAAGCCUCUUAGCUGUUCUGAAUGCUGAAAGUGGUCCUCCUGUAUCAGCCGUCAUCAGCAACACGUAAGAUUUAAUGAAGGACUCAGAAACUGUACUGCCAGGACAUCAGCCAUACAGGGACUGAUCAUAUCUGCACCAGUGCUGUGACAUAAGAUGGUGAACAAUAUAAACACCAGACAACAGAAUGAGGUACUGUGCAGUGAUAACAACUUCAAUCACAGAUCACAACUGAAAACGUUCAAUGUAAUAAUUAUAAAAUGGAGAAGUCAAAUCAACACUGCGGUGCCAGCUAUCAGGAGGUGCCACUGACAAGGGAAAUAUUUUUGUUUCAGAACUUUGGAGAUGGGGCCUUAUCUGAGGAGCAAUGAACUUGUACCGUCUCUGGGAUGUCAUCUGAUGGCUGAUGCCUGGGCUGAGUGCAGACAGCCGUUCUUAACCCUGAUAAUGAAGAAGUCAUUUAGUGACGUCAGCUGACAGCUAGUGCUGUCCAAUCAGAUACUGGGGAGGGACAGGAGACUGAAAAGAGAGCCGUCACAUGACAGACCAAUGUAAAGGGGCUUUAUAAGACUUUUACGCUAAUUUAGGUUAUCAUUUAUAAAUGAUAAGAGUCUUUACAAACCAAGCACAUUCAUCAGCUGUGUGUAAAGGGGGAGUCCAAAAGUGGGAAGUUAAGAAGAUCAAAACAUCCAGGGUUCAAAGAGAAAUGUUUAAGACCUGAAGAUGGAGUCAUAAUAGCAUACCAGGGUUAGCAAAGGGGACCAAAGUUGUGAAGAAUAUCAAUUAAUGUAUUCAUUCAUUUACUUCACAUAAAACUCCAAAAAGCAGAAGUGGCCCCUUCUGUACCCCCACCACUGAAGGUCAAAUUUGACCCUGUCUCUACUCGGCAUUGAUUCACUGUGCUUGGACUUUCUGUAUUUUGUAAGUUUAUGUUUCAUUUUUUGGCCACACUCUUUUUACAUUUCAUGUCAUUGAUGUUCUCAAAUGUGUGAGUAUAGCUUGACUCUUACAAGGACUUAUUUAAAAAGGGAAUGUACAUUGGUCAUGAAAUGCAGGAAGGCAGAAAAAUAUAAAAAGUGGAGCCCACAAAAUGAAUAGGCGACAUCAAUGAAAUACGCUCAGUGACAGAGGUGACGUGGACAAAAUCAGAAAGGACAGCACAGAAAAGGCAGGUACCAACUGAAAACAAAAGAAGAAAGCUGAUUGGUGGGGAGAACUGUCAGUCACUCCUGAGUGGACUGUUGAGUACAAACGUGGCAUGCAGACUUCAGAGUUCAUGUGUUUUUGAUUUCAAAUCUGUGACCAUGCACUGAAUAAGUCUGUUAUUUAUCAGUUAGCAUGUUCUGAAACUGUAAUGUCAUCACAAAGAUCAUACAAACACGUAAUGUGGCAUUUGUGAUCAAUCACUUUUGUUGAUUUUUAUGUCACCUGUCAUCAGCCCAGUAUAGAGUGCCACUUCCAGAUCAGCAACCCCUCUGCACUCCAUAGCACAUUUGAAGUUUGGGACUGGAGCACAAAGUGGAUGGCACUUUGAGAAGGACAGACUUGUAAGACAUGAACAAAGGCAGCUGCCCUCCCUGGUCUGUCUUCAUUCAGAAGGACUCACCUGAGUGGUGGGAUUGUUCUGCGGUGCUCCUGUUAGCCAACAUUUCAUCAGCUUGCUUUCUGCGUUUCAUCUGAUAACUUGCAGAGUUAAUCAAAGAUGAGCCAGGCCUGUUACAAUGUGAACGUUCUUGACAUUUUGGUUUGUUUAAAUAUUUUUUCUUCUUCUUUACUUUGAUUUCUUGGUGGCCUUGUACACAUGAGCAUUUGGUGUUAAUAAUGAACUGACAAUUAAUAAACUGUUUUUACUGUUAAAUUGUAA